Impatiens glandulifera is the source of this 4030-nucleotide messenger RNA. Its product is annotated as putative E3 ubiquitin-protein ligase LIN-1. Bases 5 to 3964 code for a protein of 1319 amino acids. Gene Ontology annotation, molecular function: ubiquitin-protein transferase activity; protein binding. Lineage: Eukaryota; Viridiplantae; Streptophyta; Magnoliopsida; Ericales; Balsaminaceae. The record is from RefSeq and is a predicted model, not a curated record. Gene Ontology annotation, biological process: protein ubiquitination. The transcript has 12 exons.
CACAAUGUCCACCUCUCCGGCCACCGUCGCCGGCGCCGGCGCAACUUCAGAGCAAAUCAUUCAUCACUCAAAUGAAUAUCUCUCAAAAACCCUUUCAUCUCCCGACCUUCGUCAUAAUCUCUUCUCUUCCUUCCAAAGAAAAAACCCAUCUUCAAAUUCCGACCAAAUCACUCUCAAUCUCGCAGUUGAAACCAUCGAAAACGCAAUCAGAACAACUAACCCAUUUGUUAAAUCUUCUUCACUUACUCUAUCUGAAAAACUUCUUAUCUCAAUUUCAAAUAAUCUCUUUGCAUCUUUCCUUCUUUCAUUAGUUCAUUCCUUAUCAUCUCGUCCAAUUGAAGCUACACUUUCCCUUCUUGAUGUUUUCAUUUCCGACCCUUCAUUAGCUAGAACUGAUAUCGCACCUAAACUCUUCGAAGAACUGUUUCUGAUACAUUUCAUUCCUGUUCUUGAUUGGUUUAAUGAUAAGAGAGCAAAGAUCAUGUCUUUAUCGAUCACAAGAUUGAAUCUGUUGUCAAAGAUGAGUAGUGAUCAGACAUCACAGAUAAAGAUGCUUGAACAAGAGUAUUCUAAAGUUCUUGAUCAGAAUUGCAGGGUUUUCGCUCAAUAUUUCAGUGAUGUAUUGGUUAACAGUAGAGGCAAGAACAGAUUGAUUCAUCUUAAUCUUCCAUCUGUGGUUUUGGAAACGAUUGAAGAAAAGGGUGAUGAAUUGGAACUGAUUCAUUAUGAAAGAAAUGAAGCAAGGGAUUCUGGAAUAAGUAAUCCUCGGAAUAACCCAAUAUGGAUUGAAGAAGAAGAAGAGAAAUCAUCAGUUGAAUUUCUAAACAAUAACAAUGGCAAAAUCCUCCACAAAUUCCCAUCAUUUUAUCCGGAGAGAGUUUCUCCAAACGUCCUCACAGGUCAAAUCUCUAUGAAGAACAAGAAAUCAGAUACAAUAUCGGAAGAAGAUUCCGAUUCGGAUUCCGAUCAAUCAUCUUGUUCAAAUUCCGAUGCAGAUGCCGAACAAGAGAGAAGAAAUCCAGCAGCCUGCAGAAUCAGAAUCAGAAUCAGAAUUGAGCCAGUGAGUAAAAUAUUCAACAAUGUUUCCUCAGAGUCAUCUACUAACAUUUGGACAUUUCUUGUCACAAGAUCUCAAGAUAUUCUAACAGAUCAUUCACUUAGAGAAGAAGGAAGAGCAAAACAACCGCCUCCAAAGGAUUUCGUAUGUCCGAUUACAUCUCAAAUAUUCAACGAUCCAGUAACUCUAGAAACAGGUCAGACUUACGAACGUAGAGCGAUCCAGGAAUGGAUUGAUAGAGGUAACUCUACUUGUCCAAUUACUCGUCAGGAAUUGAGAAUCACUCAACUUCCGAAUACAAACUAUGUGCUGAAGCGUUUAAUCGCGAACUGGAUAGAAUUGAGUUUGAGUAGUCUGUCGCAUACGGAGACUUCGCCUUCUAUAGAUUCAACAAUGCACUCGACUUCACCUAACAGCGUGAUAACUCACGCUAACGUUGAUGCAACGGUUACGGAGCUUAGACUAGCUAUAACCAGUCUAUGUACUUCGGAAAUUCUGAAAGAAUCUGAAAUGGCUGUUAUUCGAAUUGAGAAGUUUUGGAGAGAAACGUCUAUGGAUGUUGAGAUCUUGUCUAUGUUAUCUAAAGCAGAAGUCAUCAACGGUUUCGUGGAGAUUUUAUUCAAUUCUGUUGAUCCUCAAGUGUUGUCCGCCACGGUUUACCUUCUCUCGGAGCUUGGAUCGAGAGAGGACGGUGUGAUCCAGACGUUAACCAGAGUUGAUUCAGAUGUGGACUGUAUUGCAGCUCUUUUUAAGAAAGGUUAUACAGAGGCUGUUGUUCUAAUUCACUUGCUGAAACCACCGUCCACGAGCUUAAUUGAGAUGGAUAUAGCGCCUGAACUCUUAGAUAUCAUUGGAAAUCCAGCUGAUGAUUCGAUUAAGAUGUUCAUGCACCCUAAGAAGGCGGCGAUUUUUGUAUUGGCAGACAUAUUAGGAGGUGCAGAAGCUAGCUUUUUAACUGAAAUAGCUAAAGCUAUCAUUGCCACAGAAGUCAUGGGAAGUAUCAUUGAAACCUUGCAGGCUUCGUGUAUUGACGAAAGGGCUGCAGCGGCUGUAAUCCUUCUGAGAUGCAUUCAGGUGGAAGGAAAAUGCAGAAACCUAAUUACCCACAAGGCUAAUCUCAGUCGCAUCAUGGAGACAAACAUUGGAGCGCGAUUUGAGAUAGUUCAGUUUCUUUCGGAAUUAGUUAAACUGAACAGGAGGACAUCAAAUGAGCAGAUUCUCCACAUAAUAAAGGAUGAAGGAUCUUACAGUACAAUGCAUACACUUCUCGUGUAUCUUCAAACUGCAUUAAAAGAUCAGUGUCCUGUUGUGGCUGGCUUCCUACUCCAGCUUGACCUUCUGGAGGAGCCGAGGAAGAUGAGCAUAUAUAGAGAAGAAGCAAUAGAUUAUCUCAUUUCAUCUCUGAAAGAAUCCGAGUCUCCAACCUCUCAAAUAGCUGCAGCCGAGAUGAUUUUAGCUCUGCAAGGAAGUUUCUCCUCUUCAGGGAAGCCACUUAUAAGAUCUGUUCUUCUUAAACGUGCUGGAAUAGUUAAGAGAACGAAUAGGCGACAUGAAAACUCGGAAGAAGAUGAAGAAGAAGAGAAGGCUGCAGAUGAAUGGGAAAAGAAAGUGGCAUAUGUUCUAGUUAGCCAUGAAUUUGGUCUGAUAUUUGAGGCUCUAGCCGAAGGUUUAAAGAGUAGAUAUGCAGAGUUAGGCUCAGCGUGCUUUCUGUCAGCAACAUGGCUCGUUUACAUGCUCGACAUUCUUCCAGACACAGGCAUACGAGGUGCUGCUAGAGUAUGCUUACUUAAGCGAUUUAUAUCGAUAUUCAAAUCUGCAAAAGAUAUCGAAGAUAAAGCCCUUGCAAUGCUCGCCUUGAACAGCUUCAUUCACGAUACAGAGGGUCUGCGCGAAAUUUCUAUGAACAUGAAGGAUAUCUUGAAAGGUCUAAGAGAGUUGAAGAAAUACUCUAGCAUGGCUUUUGAUAUGCUUAAAGCACUCUCAGAAGGCCAUGAAUCAAGCUGUGAAAUCUGGAAUCACAAAGAAAUCAUUCAAGAAGAUUCUAGCGUGAAUGGCGAAGUAUCGUCCAUGAUUUGCUACGAAGAUAAGAUAUUCUCGGGUCAUUCAGAUGGAACAAUUAAGGUCUGGUUGGCUAAAGGAAACAACUUGAGGCUCAUACAAGAAGUGAAAGAGCAUAGCAAAGUGGUAACUAGCUUGAGGGUUCUGCAUCCAGGUGAUAAACUAUACAGCGGUUCUCUCGAUAGAACUGUGAGGGUCUGGACUAUAAGUGGCGAAAUAAUUCAAUGCACACAGAUUCACGACAUGAAGGAUCAUGUCAACAAUCUAGUAGUCGCAAACAGCCUCGUUUGCUUCAUUCCUCAAGGAGCCGGAAUCAAGGUGCAUAUGUGGAGUGGGGGAUCGAAAUUAUUGUUGCCAAACAAAUACGUAAAGUGUUUGGAUCUUGUCCAUGGAAAACUGUACUGUGGAUGUCAUGAUAAUAGCAUUCAGGAAAUCGAACUAGCGACUGGAACUAUAACUACAAUUCAAAGUGGAUCGAGGAAAUUAUUGGUGAAAGCAAACCCGAUCCAAGCAAUGAACGUGCAUGAUGGAUUAAUAUAUUCAGCCAGUAGCAGCUCCUCCUCCUCAAUGGAUGGAGCUGUUAAGAUAUGGAAUGUUUCAAAUUACAGUAUGGUUGGAUCAUUGGCGUCUACAAUGGAGGUGAGGGCAAUGGCGAUAAGUUCAGAGCUAAUAUAUCUCGGUGGGAAAGGUGGGGCGGUUGAAGUUUGGUGCAGAAAGAAGGCCAAUAAGGUGGAAACGCUUAAUACCGGAAUAAACAGUAAGAUCGUUUCCAUGGCUCUCAAUAACGACGAAGAUGUGUUGGUAAUUGGAACUUCGGAUGGAAAAAUUCAGGUAUGGGGUCUAACUUAGAAGUUGAUGAUUGACAAACAACCUUGAAUUCAAGAUGAGUUUAUUGAUAUAUAUUAUUUUAGGAAU